This is a messenger RNA of Hordeum vulgare subsp. vulgare (domesticated barley), 1489 nucleotides long. RefSeq lists its product as uncharacterized. The record is from RefSeq and is a predicted model, not a curated record. The transcript has a single exon. The coding region runs from base 31 to 789 and encodes 252 amino acids. Gene Ontology annotation, molecular function: S-adenosylmethionine-dependent methyltransferase activity. Lineage: Eukaryota; Viridiplantae; Streptophyta; Magnoliopsida; Poales; Poaceae.
ACACGCGCCCCCUCCCUCCCCGUCGCCGCCAUGCCGGCCGAUGCCAAGCCUCGCGCCCUCCUGCCCGUCCGGCCGCUCCUCCUCCUCUCGAUCCCCUUCCUCUCCCUCCUCCUCCUCUACGGCUACUCCUCGUCGACCCCUCCCCUCUCCUACGCCGCGGCCGUCCGCGCCUCCCCGCCCAACCCCCACAUCCGCAUGCGCCGCGGGGCCGCCUUCCGCUCCUACGACGACUACCUCCGCCACCAGCUCAACAAGACCCUCGACCCGCGCCUGCGCCACGUCUGGGCCACCCGCGACUGGCGCCGCAAGGUCGACGCCUUCGCGCGCGCCUUUCGGGCCCUCCAGGCCGAGGGCCUCCUCUCCAACGCCUCCCGCGCGCUCUGCGUCGGCGCGCGCCUCGGCCAGGAGGUCGCCGCGCUCCGCCUCGUCGGCGUGUCUGACGCCGUCGGCAUCGACCUCGCCCCGGCGCCGCCGCUCGUCGUCAGGGGCGACUUCCACGCGCAGCCCUUCGGCGACGGCGCCUUCGACUUCGAGUUCUCCAACGUGUUCGACCACGCGCUCUACCCGGACCGCUUCGUCGCCGAGAUCGAGCGCACGCUGCGCCCGGGCGGCGUCGCCGUGCUGCACGUCGCGGUGCACCGCCGCGGGGACAAGUACUCGGCCAACGACCUGCUCGACGUCGACGGCCUGCUCGCGCUCUUCCGGCGGUCGGAGGUGGUCAGGGUCUCCAAGGUCGACGCCUUCGGCCUGGACACCGAGGUCGUCCUCCGCAAGAAGAGGUCACCCUAGCAACACACACCACCAUGCAUCCAAACCCAAUUCUCAAACCACCACACAAUCCAACUUGCAAAGAAACUGAAAAUUCUCUGUGUACACCGAAUUUUCUGGAUCGAUCUGUUACUGUAGGAGUAGGUUGUUGAUUCUUUGGUGGGCACGCAUUGCAUCCAUCCAUUAGGAAUUAUUAUUUACUAGACAAGAUAUGAGAAAUUUUCGGACGAAAAGAUGAUGAAAGAAAAAAUUAAAGGAAAAAGCGGUGAGUAGGUUUUCAGUUUCCCAUCUUUUCUGGAUCACUUUUGUUCUUCUUGUCUUCUUUUAGUUAUUCUCUUUUUAACUUUCUGAGAAGAACGUUUGAUCGAUUUGGGUGUAGUGCGCGUGACUAGAGACACUGAUGGAGCAGCAUAAUUGUGCCCGUGCAGGGCUAGAAAAUGAUGGUCACAUUUGCACAAGACAGUACUAGAAGCAGUAUUGUUUCUUCUUGUACGUUGGUGCUGUAAUAUAGAGAUAGUACACAGAUGUUUGGAACCUUGAUGGUUAGCAUGCUUACAUAUCCAUAUGGUGUGCUUAAUUACCACUGUUAGGUCUGGAGAGAAGUGAAGAUCCACGAUCAGAACAGGACAUUGAGAAUCAUCUGUAGCUUAAGCAAACCUCAUCUACGUUUUUUCAGCGUCGGGGAACGAGGUAAUGCAAUUGAGUCAGUUGUACUUGGAUU